This is a messenger RNA of Salvia hispanica, 1569 nucleotides long. RefSeq names its product tetrahydrocannabinolic acid synthase-like. Gene Ontology annotation, molecular function: FAD binding; oxidoreductase activity. NCBI's taxonomy places the organism in Eukaryota, Viridiplantae, Streptophyta, Magnoliopsida, Lamiales, Lamiaceae. The record is from RefSeq and is a predicted model, not a curated record.
AUGAAAACUUCUUCAAUCUCAACUUUUACAUUCUUUAUUUUAUCAAUCUUGUCCAUCUCAUGGCCAACUUCUGCUGAUUUUCUUCAAUGUCUCUCUCAAACAUGCCACAACUACUCUUCGAUUUCCAAAGUUGUUUACACCCCUUCAAACUCUUCUUACACUUCCAUCCUAAGAUCCUCCAUCCGAAACUCAAGAUUCCUGUCGGAAUCCACUCCUAAACCGCAAGUGAUCAUAACCCCAGAUCACGAAUCUCAGAUCCCGCCUGUCAUACUCUGCGCCAAACAAAGUGGCCUAGAGAUCAGAACCCGAAGCGGCGGCCAUGACAUGGAGGGACUAUCUUACAUCUCACAAGUCCCGUUCGUGGUCGUUGACUUGGUCAAUCUCAGCGAAGUCACAGUCGACGUCAAGAAGAAAACAGCCUGGAUCGAAGCGGGCGCAACCACCGGUGUCGUGUAUUACAGGAUCGCCGAAAAGAGCCCCACUCUGGGAUUUCCCGGGUCUCUUUGCACCACGGUCGGCGUCAGCGGGCACUACAGUGGAGGAGGCUACGGAGCACUAGUAAGAAAAUACGGCCUCGCAGCUGACAACGUCGUAGACGCAAUAAUCAUCAACGUCAACGGAAAAAUCCUAGACAGAAAAUCAAUGGGCGAGGAUCUGUUCUGGGCAAUCAGAGGUGGCGGAGCCGCCAGUUUCGGCAUCAUCACUGCUUGGAAAGUACAGCUGGUGGAUGUUCCAAAAACAGUCACUGUUUUCUCAAUCAACAGGAAUGUUGAGAAACAGAACGGCGCUGAACUGUGGUACCGCUGGCAAACAGUGGUGCCAAAAGCCAACAAAGAUUUGUUUUUCCGUGUCAUCGUUUCCCGGACGAACGCGUCAGUCAUUGUCAACUUCUUGUCAGUGUUCCAAGGCGGCGCGGACAGAUUAGUUUCAUACAUGCAAGAAAUCUUCCCUGAGCUAGGGAUAGUGAGAAAAGACUGCACGGAAAUGAGCUGGGUCCAAUCCACCUUAUUUAGCAACCGAUUGCCAAUCAAUCCACUAGAGGCUCUGCUUAACCGGACCCGGCCCGGUCUCAGACAAUAUAAGGCCAAGUCGGAUUAUGUUCGGAAACCCCUUCCGUUGAACGUAAUCAAACACAUAGUGAACAUGCUACGCGAACCGGAAGCGGGCGAGACUACUUACUGGAUGGUGCCAUACGGCGGGAGAAUAGAAGAGAUAUCAGAAUCGGAGACUCCGUUUCCUCACAGAGGUGGUGUGCUUUACAAACUUGCUGACUUCACUUACUGGCAAGACUCUCAGGCUGCGGAUGCGGAGAGUUACAUAAGCUGGAGUCGAAGGUAUUACGAAUACAUGACUCCUUAUGUGUCGAGCUCACCCAGGGAAGCGUAUCUCAACUACAGAGAUCUUGACCUCGGAGUUAAUAACGUUGAUGGUGAGACGAGUUAUGAACAAGCUAGCGUUUGGGGGAAGCCGUAUUAUAAGGACAAUUUCGAUCGUCUUGUUCGGGUGAAAACCAUUGUUGAUCCGGAGAAUUUCUUCAGGAAUGAACAGAGCAUUCCACCAUUGUUGUAA